GAGUCGCUUCCUAUUUUUCAAACUGGCGACCGAUCGCUAGUGCCCUAGUCAAUACCAAGAAGUGUUUCUUUUAACCCAUUAUCCAAAAUGUCGGUACUUGGAGCUUCAAAGUUUUCUGCAUGGUCCGCGCCCGAUCCAAGAGCCGGAGGAGUUCAUGGUUUCCCAGGAAUGGGAGUUAUGAGUGGUGCCAAUAUGACGGUUUUCGAUAAGGUUCUUCCGGAUAUGGUUCCAAUGGUGGAUGAAUAUUGGAGCCAAUGGCCACCAAUGAACCCACUUUGGCAUGCAAUACUAGGAUUAGUUAUUGGAGUAUUAGGAGUUGUUUCAAUAGCCGGAAAUGGAAUGGUUAUUUACAUUUUCAGCGGUACAAAAUCGCUGAAGACUCCUUCAAACAUGUUAGUGGUCAAUUUAGCAAUUUCCGAUUUCUUGAUGAUGCUUUUUAUGUCUCCGGCGAUGGUGGUUAAUUGUUACUUUGAGACGUGGGUUUUUGGCCCAACGUUUUGUGAAAUAUAUGGAAUGACUGGAUCUUUAUUCGGUUCUAUUUCUAUAUGGACCAUGACUAUGAUUGCUUUGGAUAGGUACAAUGUCAUUGUAAAAGGGUUAAGUGGCAAACCGAUGACAAAAGGGGGAGCUUUCUUAAAAAUUUUAGGAAUUUGGUUGUUUUCUUUAGGGUGGACAGUUGCGCCUAUGUUGGGAUGGAACAGAUACGUCCCCGAAGGAAAUAUGACGUCUUGUGGAACCGACUACUUGAGUCAUAGUUGGCUUAGCAAGAGCUAUCUCAUAGUUUAUGCCUGUUUCGUGUAUUUUCUUCCUUUAUUUACCAUAAUCUACUCUUAUUUCUUCAUUGUGCAAGCUGUAUGUGCUCAUGAAGAAGCAAUGAGAGAACAAGCCAAGAAAAUGAAUGUUGCCUCUUUAAGAUCUUCAGAACAAGCGCAAACAAGCGCUGAAUGUAAAUUGGCCAAAGUUGCUUUAAUGACAAUUUCCUUAUGGUUUAUGGCAUGGACACCUUACUUAGUAACGAAUUUUGUUGGUGUUUUUGAAACGGGCAAAGUAACACCGCUUGGAACUAUUUGGUGUUCCCUCUUUGCUAAAGCAAACGCAGUUUAUAAUCCUAUUGUAUACGGUAUUAGUCACCCGAAAUAUAGACAAGUGUUACACAAGAAGUUCCCGUCAUUAGCUUGUGCGGAUAAACCUGAAGCUGCUUCGGUUGCUUCUGAUUCGCAAUCUGUUGCAUCUGGGGCGACUCAAGCAACAGGUACAGAAGCAUAAGCUCAUAAAAAUAAGGAAAAUUUGAAAUAUUUAUGAUGACAAUGGCACGUCUACGGUACUCGAUUUGAAUGAAAUUUUAGAUAAUGUACAUAAAAAGACCCUGACCAGAAGCGAUUAUGUAAUAAGAAUGUUACUUUUUCUUAAAUAAAUCCCAAGCAGCAUCUUA
This is a messenger RNA of Onthophagus taurus, 1432 nucleotides long. Its product is annotated as opsin-1. NCBI's taxonomy places the organism in Eukaryota, Metazoa, Arthropoda, Insecta, Coleoptera, Scarabaeidae. Gene Ontology annotation, biological process: G protein-coupled receptor signaling pathway; visual perception; phototransduction. Gene Ontology annotation, molecular function: G protein-coupled receptor activity. The record is from RefSeq and is a predicted model, not a curated record. Gene Ontology annotation, cellular component: membrane.